Molecule: messenger RNA, 5989 nt
Organism: Hylaeus anthracinus
Lineage: Eukaryota; Metazoa; Arthropoda; Insecta; Hymenoptera; Colletidae
Exons: 9
Coding region: 558-5324 (1588 amino acids)
Biological process (GO): RNA processing
Molecular function (GO): RNA methyltransferase activity
Source: RefSeq, a predicted model, not a curated record
UAACGAUCUGACAGCAGAAUCAUUGUAAUAUAUCAGGUGGAAAUAUAUUUAUCGGCAAACUUCUCUGGUGAAUUGAAAUUUCGAACCCAUUUUGCAGCAAUCGAUUGCUUUUGGAACGCCAUUUUCUUCGUUGCCCAUCGCGCGAUUAAAUUUUACUUGGCAUGAAGUACUGCGAUGAAAUAAACCGAAGAUUAUAUAAAACUCGUACAAUACGGAAAGAAUUACGUAUAAUAAAAAAAUCUCAAUAAGUAUUACUGCAUUAUAGAGUGAUACGCACUUAUAUAUACUGUUAUAUACGAUAGGCGACUUAUUUUCGUGAACACUACGUUUUGGAUAAAAUGUUCAUGUUAAACCAAGGUAGUGCAGUAACAAUGAAGUGUUUGAUAAAUGAUUCGGUUUAAUUCCAUUCGUUGAUCGAUUCGUUGUAUGCGCCAGUUACGUCAUAAAGUCAGUUCUCAAUAUUAAGUGCAACGUCAGUAACGUUUUACUCGGAACUCGGAGUGUCAUUUGUCUCGGAUUGUAAGAUUAAAAAAUUACGUUUGAAGAUUGACGAGAAAAUGGAGAAUUCAGGGGCGGUUAUGAUAGAAGGAGAGGACUAUGAAGUAGUAGAUGAAUGUAUCAAAGAAGAAGAUAUAUCUAAUACUGUGCAAAAUAAACCUACAGAGAACUCUGCAAAUGUUGGAGAACCAUCUAAAGAUACUGUACCUGUAAAUGAUAAAGUACCAAAUGAAAAUGUUAAACAAGAUGAAGAACCACUAUGCAUAGAUUUAACAGAUGAUGUACCACCAAAUAAUUUGAGUAUUAAUAAUAAUGAUCGAAACAGUUCAUCAAAUGUAGAAAUUAAACGCUUAGAACAAGCAAAUACAGAAAACAAAUGUUUGGAGCAACCAAAUGCAGAAGAGAAAUCCUUAGAACAAGCAAAUGCAAAAAACAAAUGUUUAGAGCAACCAAAUGCAGAAGAGAAAUGCUUAGAACAAGCAAAUGCAGAAAACAAAUGUUUGGAGCAACCAAAUGCAGAAGAGAAAUGCUUAGAACAAGCAAAUGCAGAAAACAAAUGUUUGGAGCAACCAAAUGCAGAAGAGAAAUGCUUAGAACAAGCAAACGGAGAAAACAAAUGUUUGGAGGAAUCAAAUGCAGAAAAUAAAUGUUUGGAGCAACCAAAUCAAGAAAAUGAAUGUUUAGAACAACCAACUGUAGAUUCAAUAGAUUUUACAGCUGAUAUUAGUUUAGAUCAAUUGAAUGAACAAAAAGAUAUAACAGAUGAAGAUGUUUUAAAUCAUUUAGAUGAAAUAGAAAAUAUAGUCUUUGAUACUUCUGAUUCUCAGAAACCAGAGGAGAAUAAUGAUUCUAAAAUUGGAAUGAUAAGUUUGGAUACUUCAGAUUUUGUAAAAGAAGAUGAAAGUAAUGAAUCAAAAGAAAAAAGUGUAGUCUCCAAUUCUGGAACUAAAGAAAUUAUCCAAGUAACUGAAUAUAUUACUAUUGAUAAGAGUACUUCUUCCAAUGAUACUACAAAUAUGGAAUUAGAUGAAAAAGUAGAAGAACCUAUAACAUAUGAUUGGUAUGAGAACAAGCUUGCUGAGAAAGAAAUAAUUAUAAAAGAACGACUAUCGAAAGUGUCCAGAGUUCUAGGAAUUUCUUAUCCAUGUUAUGAACAAUGGUUAGAAAGGGAAGAAAAAACGAAUGGAUCUCCUUUAUGCAAAUUGAAACCAGCUCGACGAUGUUGUUUGAAAAAACCAUAUACUAACCGUUGGAAAUUUAUCUGCUGCAGAAAAAGGGUACAAGAUUCUCCAAAGAAGACAAGUGAUGCUGAUACUUCUUUUACCAAAAAUACUGAGACAUCCUGGAAAUUAGAAGCAAGUGGGGCAUGGGGUGCUAAUAUAAAUAAUGAAUCCGAAUUUCCACCUUUUGUAUUGCGCGCUGUUAAGAUAUUUGAAGAAUUUCUUCAAACAACUGAACAACCAAGUAACCAGGAGAGUGUUAAUGAAAAUUUCUCUGAUGAUAUAUCUGUAGAGAUGGAAACAAAAAAGGAAGUAUUUGUUGAAGGUAGACAGGAAUGGUCAUGGUUACUGGUACGUUGUAAUAGCAUGGAUGAACUUAUGCUAUUUGCAACUGGAAGAAAUAUUAGUCGCGCUACAAUGGACCGUUUAAAGCAAGUUUAUGAGUCUGGACCAGGAAAAGAUUGCAAUGUAAAGUCUCUUUAUUGCAAAUCCACGAAUAAGUGUGAUGAUACUACUGUCACAGAUACAACAUUUUUGGUAGGAUCAGAAGCUUUAGAUGAAGUUGUGGGUGGAUUAAAAGUGCAACUUGCACCUAAAACAAAUUUUUGGUCGAAUACGGCGGGAGCAGAAAAUGUUGCAAACGCAGUAAUGGACUUACUUGCACCUCACCCUAAGUCAAUUUUGCUUGAAAUAGGAUGUGGUAUUGGUCUUAUUGGGUUGAUGAUGGCAUCUAAAUGUCAACAAGUGAUAGGAGUGGAUUCUCCAUCAGAAGUUGAAGAAGCUGAAAUGACUUGCGAAUUAAAUAAUAUAAAAAAUGCCUCAUUCAUUAUGGGAUCUCCCAGUGAAGUAAUAAGUAAAAUUGUUCCAGCAGUGAAAAACCGCAAAACAUGUGCAGUAAUUAAUGCGAAUACUAACCUUGGUCGAGCAAUUGAGGUUAUGACAUGUCUCAGGAAAAUUCCAUCUCUCAAACGAAUAGUGAUGAUAACCACAUUAACGAAGCAAUCAGUUCGUGCUAUAUUAGAACUAGCUCGUCCUGUAGAUAAUAUUAAUUUUGGGUCACCAUUCAUUCCAAUAAUGGCGUGUGUUGUUGAUACUUUACCACUUGGUCCUCAUUUUGAAGCUGUUAUCUUACUACAACGGCGGGUAAUAACUAAAUUGAAUCAAUGGAAUAAGAAAAAUACAGAUGAAAAUGUUAAAACUCCAGAAACUAAAAACGCUCAAAUAAAGAUAGAUGAGCAAAGUAUCAAUGGAGCAGAUAAAAAAAUUUUAAACAAAGAGACUGAGAUUCGGACAAAAAGAAACUUUAUUAAAUCAUUCAAAUAUCCUGCAAAAAAAACGAAAAUGCAAAUAAAGAAUCCGAUUUACACAAAAAGUACCGAAAAUGUAAUUGUAAAAAAUAAGUUCAAGGGUAAACGUCCUCAUUCCCCGGACAGAAGUGAAGCACCGCCGAAAAAAAUAAUGAAGAAAUUUGCUAAAUUUGGAACCAAAUCUUGGCAAAUGGAUUUAUCAACAAAAAAGAAAAAAGAAUGGACCACUGAAAACUCACAAUUGCGUAUCAAUCCGCUUCAUGAAAAGAAAUUACGAGAGCACAAGGAGCAAACUGAUUUAAGGAAAAGAUUAUCUAGCAAUCGAUUCGACCCAGAUAUCGCUCAAACAGUAAAGGUGCAUCAAGAUCUUUUAGAAAUGGCAAAAGAAAAAUUAAGUGGACCGACGCCGACUGUUGACGUAAAUACUGCAAAACAAUUACAGAACAUGUUGAAUAUGGUUUUGGAGCAAACAAAUAAACUCCAAAGUCAACUUCCACGCUCUGUUUGGGAUCGUAUUGCACCACCAGAAAAUAUGAAUGUAGAUCAACGAGAUCUUAAACUGGAAGAUCCUCUUUUGAAGGGGCGAUAUGUCCAGGAAGUGGGCUCCCAAGAUAUAUUAAUUACAACGUCAAAUAAAAAAUGUUCGAAUAAUGAGGAGCCCGUGGCAAAACCCUUUUACAAAAAAUACAAUAACUUACCGCCUUUAGAACCGAAUACAGUAAUGCCAGUUGGACCACCUACUGAUUACAGAACAGGCAAUCCGUUUCGCACAAGUCCGGAGCGAUAUCAUGAAACGGACAUGCAACAACAAACUGAAGAAAAUCCUUGGAAUCUAGAUAACACAUCAUUCGAAAGAAAUCGUUGGAAUGAAAUGGGAAAUAUGAGAAAACUAAUGUCACCUAUGAGAAGACAAACUUCUCCAAUAAAACAUAGAGUAUCUCCCCAAAGAUUUUCACCUAAACGUCCAUUAUUAUCUCCUCCAAGACGUCCGUGCUCUCCUCCUAGAAGGCAUUUUUCUCCCAUUUGUCGUCCAUCUUCACCGUAUAGACAACGUUCUCCUUUAAGACGCCAAAUGUCCCCUCCAUUAAGGCGACCUAUGUCGCCAUCAAGACGAAUGUCACCAACAAGGCGACUCUUGUCACCUAGACGUUCAACAUCAUCUCCACGGCGAAACGAAAUAAUGAUGAAUCGGCCAAUUUCACCAUUAAGACGUGAACUAUCACCUCCAGGACGACAGAUGUCUCAGACGAGAACAACUAUGUCUCCUCCUAGGAGGCAACUAUCUCCAAUGAGGCGACAAAUGUCUCCUCCAAGAAGACAAAUUCUUUCUCCAAAUAGAAUGAUAUCUUCCAAUAGGCAAGAAAUGUUACUUUCUAAGCGACAAACAAUGCCACAAGAAAAACAACAAAUGAGACGUGCAGAAUCACCAUGCGGAUUUGCUUUUGGACGUACCGGCUCGUCACCAAGAAGACAACAAUCUCCACACAGGCGACAAAUGUCACCACAGCAGAGAUAUGUCGAUGAUUGGGAUAUACCUAGCAGAGGAGCCAUUGAACAAAAUACUUGGACUCGAUCUGUUGAAAGAAUGGCGGAACAGAAUAUGUGGCAAAAUGAAAAACCUUCGACAUCCAAUAACAGUUGGGAUCAAACAUUGCCUAACGAUAGACGUCGUAAAACCUUCAGUCAAGAGAAAUGGGAUUUUAAAGUUUUUCUUCGCGAUGAUACGCGGAACAGUGGUGCAAAUAAUUGGAAUUCUAAACCUAUGAUUAAAGAAACAUGGCCUUCAAGUUCUGAUAACAGAUGGUCAAGUACGUCUAAUGUAGCUGGAAGUAGUAAUGAUAAUUGGAAUAUUCGUGGAAAAGAAAGUUUCAAUGCUCGCAAAGAAUCGUGGAUGGACAAAAAGAAACAAGGUAAAUGGGAAUCGGUAAAUGUUAAGGAUUCUUGGAAACAAUCUGACAAAGAAGAUUUAGAUGAUCUACCGGAAGAUGCAAGAGAUCCUUGGGGUGACGAUGGUAAUGUAGGUUUAAAAGAAAGGUGCUAUAUAUUUGAAAAUCCCGAUACAUCAUCCUCGUGGAAAAGAGAAAGCGAACAACAGGGAGAUGGUACUUGGUCAAAUCAAAAAGAUAAUUGGCAAAAUAAAGGGUUACCUUUUAGUACGAAACCUCAAUGGCAAAAUAAUGGAAUGCAAAACGUUGAGGGGUCACGUUGGAUUGGAAAGAAUACGGGAUCUUGGCAAUCUCAACAUUCAAAUUUUCAACCACGUUCAUUUUCUACCACUCAGUUUAAAGGUUUACAUUAAGAGUUACGUUCCUUAAUUUGAUAAUUUCAAUUAUUAACAAUUUGCUAGAAAGUUCGUAUUGUUAUGCAACUCGGGUCACAAAGGGGAAACCAUAAGGUUUUUUUUACGUUCAAAUAAAAAUGAAACAUAUUUAAAAAUUACAGCAACAGAUAAGAAUAAUUGAAACCAAAAAUAUGUAAUCUCAUGUUACAUUACGCAAUCAUCACUUGAUGUAAGCUAUGUUCCAUGAAUUAAUUCAAAUUUUGUUUUACUUUUCAAAUUAUAUUUUUUUUUUAUAUUGAAGAUACUAAUAAAGUAUCAUAAGUAUUAACUCAAAAUAUGGCAUAGCUUUCACAGGAGUUAUAAAUCUAAUAUGGUAUUAUAACAUCUGAUAAAUGGUAUUUAUGAAUCUCCUUUGAGACAGUGUAAAAAGUAAGUUUAUAUUGUACUUUUCAAAUAAAACUGCAUUUACAUAAAAAGAUAGUCGACUUAAUUGUACUUGACACAAAUUUUUAAUUAUUUUAAUUAACGUAUUAAGCAUACAUGAACAGUGGAAUCCUUUACGCGAAUCCAUAGAUAAGCGGUUGUGCCUAUACUUACGUCUGUAUACAUAUUCUGUAUGUAUGUAUGUAUGUAUGUAUGUAUGUAUAAACAUAUUAAAUAAAAUUUUCUUUUCUUCAAUUUUU